GGCCAUAUGAAAUCCCACUUGAUAACCACAGGCUGCUAAAUCAAAAUUCAGUUAACAGGCAUUUUAGAUGAGAAUCGAGAUGGUGCCCAGCAGUGGAGAUGUGAAGAGUUUGGAUCUGUCAAGGCUGACGGAUGAUGAAGCCAAGCAUGUGUGGCAAGUGAUCCAGAGAGACUUCAGCCUGCGAAAGAAAGAAGAGAACAGACUCGGGGAACUGAAGACCAAAAUAAUGAAAGAGGAUACAAAGAGAGAGCUGUUGGAAUAUCAGCCCAAACUCAGCGAUUCUCUCUGCAACCGCUGUCUGCAACCCUUCAAAUUCCUUGUCAACAGCAAGCGCCAAUGUCUGGACUGCAAGCUCUUUGUAUGCAAGUCCUGCAGCCGAUUUAACAAGAAGGAACAUGGUUGGGUGUGUGAUCUAUGCCACAUGGCCAGAAUCCUUAAGAUUGGCGCACUGGAAUGGUUCCAUGAGAACGUGCGCUCUCGCUUCAAACGUUUCGGCAGCGCGAAGGUUAUGAAUUUGCUUGUCAAGCAUCUGAACAGUGAUCGCGCCUGCUCACAAACUGAACUUAGAGAGUCCCGAGACGAUGACAUGCACAGCAUGCCUGAAGUUCACACUGCUUCUCUUUAUAGCCAGGAGGAUGAAGAGUCUGAAUGUGGAGACGGACAACACCACGUCCUGACUAGAAAAGCCAGACGGCUGCUCCCAGUUGAUCCUCUUGAUUUUAAUCUUGGCUUUGGGAAGUCUGAGUAUUCUCGGCCUGACUUCAUGUAUGCAGGUAGCCAGGAGAAAAUCCUCCAGAAUAGUGGUUCAGUUGCCGAAGAGAACUGCUUCACAACAUUUAAGCAGAUCCUGGAGAAUGGAACUCAUGGCAGAGGUGAUGACAUGUAUCACAUCAGCCAGACAAGUCUAGACAGACCUUUUCAUUUUGAUGACUACACACACAUAGAGCAGACGAUGUCACAACCUCGUUCCCUCUCAAAGAUGAGUUUAUCCUCAGCGGGCAGCGCUAGCUAUCACCUUCACCGUGAGCUUUCUUCAGAUGAUGAGGAGGACUCCUACAGUCCUGUCUUACAGAGGGAGCCUUCACCACAUCACGUUCCUCCACAGAUUCUUGAGCUGAAAAAGCGCAUGUCGGCAGUUGAGACUCUUCUCAUCCGUUUGGAACAGAAAAUGUUGUUAUCUGUGACUGAGGGAACAAAGGAACAGACUGAAGCAAAGGAAGAGGAUCUAGUUGACUUAGAGGAGCUUGAGCUAAGAAAAAAACUUGAUGAACUUACUGACAAAAUAAGUGACAAAGACCUGUCCUCAGAUGAGGAUGAUGCUGUAAAAUCAGAGGAUUCUUUAAAGAACUCUUCAGCAGUCACUGGUGCAUCUUCAGAUGGAUUUGGACAUGCUAGACACGAGUGGUCUCUUGAAAUAGAAGAAUGUAAAGUAAAGCCGGAUGUACAUACAUCUUUUAAAAAGCAGAGGAGGCCGAGUCCCUUUGAUUUCGGUAACACAACCAGCUGUGAGCUGUCACAGCUGGAGGGUAAAGUAGCAAUGGCAGCGGCCAGUGUCCAGAGCACACAAAGUGGGGUUACAGACAUCCAGAAAAGAAUCGCAGCUUUAAGCUCUGCAGGAAUGACAGUGGAGGCCUCUCGCAGACGAUUAAGUCUUCAGCCAUCAAAGGUAUUGCAUGAAUUUCCAAGAAAAGAAUGUCAUACAGGUUGGAAAUGACAAGAGGGAGCCAGCAAUGAAACAAGAUCCUUCCGGAAGCUGAGCAUCAUGUGAACACAGACCCACGGAACAUUUAUACAUUUACACAAUGCAAGCAUUGUUUCAUAUAACUUAUGCACACAAUAUGUGAACACAAAAAAAACUUAGAAUCUUAUUAUAGGUAAAAAAAAGUGGACUGGACUCCCUUCUUAAGAUCUAGACCUAUGUAGUACUUUUUUAUUUUUUAGUAGAUAAAUAGACAACAAAACCAGUCUUAUGGGUCAAUUUUUUGAAAUUGAGAUUUUUACAUAAUCUGAAAGCUGAAUAAUUAAACUUUCUAUAGAUAUAUGAGUUGUUAGAAUAUGAGCAUAUCUGGCUGAGAUACAACCGUUUAAAACUCUGGAAUCGGAGAGCGCAAAAAAAUCAAAAUAUUGAGAAAAUUGCCUUUGAAGUUGUUAAUCAGGGGCACUGUGGCAGACCAUCCACUCACAAAAAUAAAGUUUUUAUAUAUUUAAGGUAGGAAAUUUACAAAAUAUCUUCAUGGAACAUGUUCUUUACUUAAUAUCCUAAUGAUUUUUGGCAUAAAAGAAAAAUCGAUAAUUUUGACCCACGCAAUGUAUUUUUGUCUUUUACUAACAAUGUUCCCGUGCUACUUAAGACUGGUUUUGUGAUCCAGGGUCACAAAUGUUCAAUUAUUUAGAUAAAGGAACUCACCUCACACAGGCUGUUUGUUUUCUGGGAAUACAAAAUGUUUGUCUUUAUACUCAUGCUUAUUUGUUGUUCAGUGUUAUUCAGAUUUUGAAUAUCUGAAAUUAAUAUGAUUAUUAUUUUUCUAUCCUGCAUAUCGUAUAUAUUAUUUAAUAUCUGAAAUGAUUUUCCCUUUAACUUACCAGAAUGAUUUCUAAUGAACUGUUUCCAUUAAUACACACUGCAUAAAACAAAAUGGAUACUGUAUGAUUAUUUUACAUAAAUGUUUAUGUAUUCCACUAAUUAAAUAUUACACAACACAAAUUUGAUCUUAAUCUCCUCUGUAUCAACAAUUAACAAAUCAACAACUCUUUAUCAGCACUAAUGCACAUUUGAACUGUUACAGCCUCUCAAUAUCCAUAACUACCCCAUCAUGCUAUUAUACUACAUUUGCAUAUUAAGGGCAUUUGCGUUUAUAUGCAAGUGGUGUAUCAUUCACCCUCCCCCAGGGGAUAUAUAUAUAUUGAUGGAACAUCCCCAACCUCUGAGAAAAACCAAAGAAAGCUGCUUAGAAUAUUUCUUUCCUGUACUCAAGAUAACAAAUAUCAUCUACUACCUUGAAGACACAUUGAGGCUUAUUCUGCACUUAAGGAUUUUUAUCUGACAGCCAGGGACCACAUAGCAGGAGGUUAGACACGAAGAGGUAAGCGUUACUGUCAAUACAUAGUAAGUAACAUUUUUUUAAAAUCCUUAUAAAUUGAGAACUCAGAGAAAUUGUCAUUGAAAGUUGUAGCAUCAGAGUGAAAACAUGAGUAUUUUAAAUGUUUUUCAAAAUGAUAAUUAUUUAGUGGUAUACCCAUACUUGUAUAUGUCCAUGAUCAUACUUGUGCGCAAUAGACAGACCCCACAAACCUGAGGGGGAAAUAUUACGAUGAGAAACAUUUCUUCAUUUUGUCAAUUUUUUAUGGUUCUGACUUUGGACAUGGAGAAAGAGAUUAUAAUUGACUUUCUUAUUCUUAUAGGAGA
Messenger RNA from Triplophysa rosa, 3406 nucleotides. RefSeq names its product melanophilin b (gene mlphb). The record is from RefSeq and is a predicted model, not a curated record. Gene Ontology annotation, cellular component: cortical actin cytoskeleton. The coding region runs from base 68 to 1714 and encodes 548 amino acids. NCBI's taxonomy places the organism in Eukaryota, Metazoa, Chordata, Actinopteri, Cypriniformes, Nemacheilidae. Gene Ontology annotation, molecular function: small GTPase binding; myosin binding; actin binding. Gene Ontology annotation, biological process: intracellular protein transport. The transcript has 16 exons.